AUUCCUAAAUUCAUUAAUUUUAUCAAUAAAAAAAUUAUAGAAUAUUAACUUCUAAGAAUGGGUUAAACAAAAAGUAGACUUAACGACGAAGCAAUUGUUCUUAAAUAAGAAAAGAACUUAAAAGCAUUUGGCAGAGUUGGCAUAUGCGAAACUAAAGGAACAAAGCGUCCUUUAUUGGCAUGUGAAGCUAAGUACUCAGAAUAAGAACCAUAAUACUAUCUAAAUUUAAAACACCCUAACCUCGUCUCUCCUUUAGUUUAUGAUGCUCACUUUAAAGAAUUUUUAAAUUUAAAUGCACAAGGUGUUACUUUUUACUUUGAUUACCUUGAUAUUUCUUUGGAAGAUAUUAUCCAAUCAAGAAAAGUCAGAAAUAGCAUCUUCCCUGAGCAGGAAAUUCUCAAUGUUGGCCUCGCUGUCCUCACAACUCUCUAAUUCCUCAAAUAACAUAAUAUUGAAGGCGGUAAUAUAGAGCCUGCAACAAUAUUUUAUGACAAAGGACAAAUAAAAAUAUACAAUAACUAGCUGAUAUUAGGUAGAUUAGCUUGCUAUUCAAUGAUUGUUAAUUACUUUUAAAGAAAUCCUUUGCCUUCACCUGAAGUGCUUUAUUCUGCAAAAAAAAGAGAAACUGAGCUUGUAGAAAAAUAUAGAUACGAAACAGAUAUAUUCACAUUAGGUUUGUCACUUCUCGAAAUGGCAACAUUAGAAAAAUCAAGCGAAUUAUUCAGAGUAGAUAUUUACUAAAUAAACGUCAAAAAAUUUGAUCAAAGAUUAGCUCUAAUUAAGCAGAGAUAUUCUGAUAAAUUAGUAAAUAUUAUCAAAUAAAUGUUGACUAUGGAUCCUCGUCAUAGACCCUCUUGUGAAAGUUUGAUUGGUCAAAUAAGAACAGGUGUUGUUUCAGUACCUGCACUUGGAUUAUCUAAAAGCAUAGGAACUCGUUCAUAUUCUCUCUAAAGAAGUUCCUCUGGAUCCCUCAACUAAAGUUUCUUAAAUGCUUCAUAAAUUUGUGGAGUCAGAACUAGUGGACCUGUAGUUAUUACUAAUAGCAGAAUCGCAUCAGUAGAAAGAAGAGGAAGUCUAACAGGUGGAAAUAGUUUAGUAACUCCAUCUGGAUCAAGAUUAGUUUAAGGAUAAGUUUCUAACAUAGCUCCAGUUGAAAAUGCAUCUGUUCAGUAAGUUUAGACAGAAAACGGAGAAAUCCAUAACCAUACUGAACAACCUAUUGAACAUGCUUAAAAAUAAUAAGCUGAAUCAAAAGAAAACUCAAUCAGAUCUGUUCCCCUUUCUUAACAUGUUUAAACAGAAGGUGUUUAAAGAAAAUAAAUUGUUCAAAAGCCAUAAAUUAUAACUCAGAAUAUCCCUUCAAACUUUUUACCACACCAAAGAGUCUCUUCAUAAACAUAUAUGACACCACAAACAGUAAGAUAUAUACCAGCUCCAACUUUCUAAACUGCAAACAUCAAUCAAAGAAGUAUUAUUACUACUCCUCCCUAGCAAUAUUUCUCUACCCAUUAGACUCAAUAGAGCACUAAACAAUUACCUCCUCAUCUUCCUAUCUAAUAACCUCCUGUAACAGUUAAUAAUGCUCACGGUAUUUAAAAGCAAGUCAUAACAUAGAGAUUACAAUAUGCAAAUCCUCCUUAAAAUAUUCAAAGCUUUUCUGUUCAUCCAUAAACUACACCCUAUAGAUAAAUUGCAGCAUAACCUUUUAAUUUUACAGGAGUUUAAUAAUUUAAAGGGCCAGUUUAAUAUACUCAUUAAGUGCCUGUUAGCUAUGGUUAUCCCCCUUAUGCAUACCCUUAAGGUUUUGCCCCUAUGCAAUAAUAACCAAAUAUAUCAUCUCCAUAAGUUUAAAGAGAAUAAGUUUAAAACUUACUCCAAAACCAUCAAACUGAAAAUGAAAACAGAAUAUCUUCAUUGGGGUAGAAAGUUUAGGAGUUAGAUGAAAGAGUUAGCAAGAGUAUUGCUAAUUCUGUAAAAGUUACUCAACAACACUACAAUGACGAUAAGCACGAAGAAAUAGCUGAUAAUGUUUGA
This is a messenger RNA of Tetrahymena thermophila SB210, 2034 nucleotides long. RefSeq names its product Serine/Threonine kinase. The transcript has 4 exons. NCBI's taxonomy places the organism in Eukaryota, Ciliophora, Oligohymenophorea, Hymenostomatida, Tetrahymenidae. The record is from RefSeq and is a predicted model, not a curated record. Gene Ontology annotation, biological process: protein phosphorylation. Gene Ontology annotation, molecular function: protein kinase activity; ATP binding.